This is a messenger RNA of Magnolia sinica, 369 nucleotides long. Its product is annotated as (RS)-norcoclaurine 6-O-methyltransferase-like. Gene Ontology annotation, molecular function: protein dimerization activity; S-adenosylmethionine-dependent methyltransferase activity; O-methyltransferase activity. Gene Ontology annotation, biological process: methylation. The record is from RefSeq and is a predicted model, not a curated record. NCBI's taxonomy places the organism in Eukaryota, Viridiplantae, Streptophyta, Magnoliopsida, Magnoliales, Magnoliaceae. The transcript has a single exon. The coding region runs from base 1 to 369 and encodes 122 amino acids.
AUGGAGAAUGUUAAGAGAGAAGAGCUGGUGGGCCAAGCAAUUGCGUGGAACCAUUCAUUGGGAGCCAUUGAUUCCUUCGUCCUCAAAUGUGCCGUCGAAACCGGAAUAGCUGAGGUGAUCCACGGCCACGGGCGGCCCAUAAAACUUUCUCAACUUGGGGCUUCACUUCCGACGCCUUCCACCAACCUCGACAUCCUCCGGCGGAUCAUGCGAUACUUGGUGCACAUGCAGCUCUUCACCGGCCAAAAUGAAGGGUCCGAUGAUGGGGAGGAAUCAUACAGGUCAACCUCGGCCACUAAAUUCAUCCUGAUCAACAAGGAGAAGAGCAUAGUACCAUUGUUCAGAUUCCAGAUGCACGAGAAAUGCUAA